AUGGAUUCUCUUUUUCAGCCGUUCCCUUUUGUUGACAACAUUAAAUUUCCCAAGCAGUCAUUUGCUGAUGAAGUGGCGAAAACACGCAAUCUACAACAAGAUGUGAUUAUAGCUAAAAUUAAGGAACAAGCAAAAUCAAUCGAAGUUUCAUAUCCAUCUCUUGCACAGACAUUUGAAAAUCUGGUAAUUAAAAUUCGAGACGACUUUGAUGCAAAAUGUAAAGGUAGCAAUAAGUUUGAAAUGUUACCAGUAAUUGCAAAUGAAAAAUAUUACCCAGAUUCCGCCGAUACCAGCGAUGUUAAAUUAAUUCGUCCAGAUCAGCUAUUUAAAUUCCUUAAAGAUUCUUUUACAGCUAUAGAUGUCAAAGAUUAUUCAUAUCUCCUCAAGUAUGGCAUAUCUCCAAGUUCAUAUCCAUUAGCAAAACUGAUGAUAAUUUUAAAGCUGAUUUCAAAACAAACUAAAUUUGAUAUUGACGAAGAAGUUAAAAAAGAAAUUAUUUCGGAAGACAGAAGUCAAAACAAUUUGGACCAAAAACCUCAAAUCUUCACAAGGUUACGCAAAAUACCCAAUCAUCCCAUCGAAAACUGGAUUAAAAGUCAAGAAAUUACGAAUCUGAUUCAAAAAUCUCCAAACCAAACCAUUUACAUUAAUUCGUCUCCCGGAUCCUACAUUGUAUUAGAUAAUUCACAAGGAAGAUGCAUUAUCAAUGUUGCCUCUCAAAAAUACGCAAUUAAUAAUAAUGAUUUUAAAGAUUUGAGUGGUAUCAUUGAUAACAGAUACAAAAUUACAAGUGCUGCCAUUAUAGAUGGUUGUUUGACUUUUAUUCUCCUUAAUAAUUAUGAAGUCAGUGUUAUUGUUUACAGAAACAGUGAAAUUCCAACUGAUCCAGGAAUGGGCGAAAUCAUCGAUUUGGAUGUCAAAACAGCUUUUUCAGGAACAUGCAUUCAUAUUAUUAACAAUGAAUUGCAUAUCUAUACUGCAUCCAAUAGCAUUACCAUUUUCGAUUUAAGAAACAUGAUAAUCGUUGACGAAAAGCCUCAAUAUUACAUCUAUUCAACCGUUAACUUUUCUGAAAAAGAAAUUUUUGGAAUCAGUUUUCACGAAGAUACAAUACUUGUUGAUAUCCGGCCGAAAGGAAAAUGCGAAGAUUAUUUCUUUCAUUGA
Molecule: messenger RNA, 1164 nt
Organism: Trichomonas vaginalis G3
Lineage: Eukaryota; Parabasalia; Trichomonadida; Trichomonadidae
Product: ubiquitin protein ligase protein
Exons: 1
Coding region: 1-1164 (387 amino acids)
Source: RefSeq, a predicted model, not a curated record